This is a messenger RNA of Pristis pectinata (smalltooth sawfish), 4386 nucleotides long. RefSeq names its product protein rapunzel-like. Bases 162 to 1328 code for a protein of 388 amino acids. Lineage: Eukaryota; Metazoa; Chordata; Chondrichthyes; Rhinopristiformes; Pristidae. The transcript is spliced from 2 exons. The record is from RefSeq and is a predicted model, not a curated record.
CAAAGUUCACUGGAACACAAGCUGCUGAUAGCAGUUGUUCCAUCGUCAGGGCGUGGAUUGUCCCCAGAAAAGGCACCUGUUUCAUGGGGAGGGAGAGAGUGGCACUCGGAACGCAGUCAGAUUCCCGAGAAGUGACCACAGUGCCCGAGAGGUGACCGACCAUGUCGCAAACUGCCGAAGAUGCCCUGGAGCUGUCCAAAUCCGCUGUGGAGGCCGCACAGGCAGCGGUGGACAUCAUUGAAUCAGCGGAGAAGUUUGCCUCCGCACUCGGGGUGUUGGGCCCCAUCAUUGGGGUGGCCGCAGCCAUUGUUAAACUCGCCCUGGGCAAUGUGGACAGCCCGGAGCUGGCCUUCAUGAAGGAGCAGUUCCAGAUCGUCAGGAACCAGCUGGAUGUCAUCUCGGGGCAGAUUUCGGAAGUCCUGCGGGAGAUCGAGAGAAGCACGAUGGACAACCAGUACUUCCCCAUUGAGGAAAACAUCAAGAACCAGUUCAGAAAGUACAUCAACAUCCUUGACGCAGCGCCGGAGUUCCGACAGAAGGAGAAGGAAGAGUUCCUCAAACACUUCAACGCGACCAAGGGAGACCAGAACCUCCAUACUCUCUAUGAUGGGGUGAUGGGGAACACCGGCGCCUUUGGCAAAUCCAUCCUGGACACCGCCAUGAACUGUGACCAGAGGAACCGGCGCCUGAUGGAGGGGAUCUGCGCCCGACUGAAGAACCUCUUCUGUAUCGGUCUGAUCGCCCUUCUGGGACACGCUGGCAUCACUGGGAACGAUGUAAAGGCGCUGGAGGCGGAAUGGAACCAGAAACUGGCUGAAAUCGAGGGCAAAAUGAAAUCCAUGGUCGAUCGGUGCAUCCAUGAGUUUGCGGAGCAGGCGGAGAUAGAUGUGAAGAAAUGGAUAGAGCAGAAGGGCGGGAGAGAUAACAGGGAAUGCUCGUCGUACGUCCGGGAUAAAUUGGGAAAGAAAUAUGAUUGGGUCAGUUGGUCGGUGCGGGUCUAUGAUCCCGUCCACAGGUAUGAAAAUCACUGCGUCUGUGGCCCUAACCGCUUUCACUUCUUCAGGCUCAAUAAUGUUAAUAUUGUUGUCUCCUACACCACCGACCCAAAGCCAGUUGACGAGAGCCGCCUCAACCAUUUAAUGAACGGGAAGGACGGCUGGAAAGAUCCACUAAAGGUGGCGGAACAUAUCUCCCAGAACCUCUCCGGUGGGCAUGUUGUCCACACAGUGAGACGGUACAAAGGUCUGUGGGGCGCCUGGAACUUCCCCGAUGGAUGUCAUUACUGGAAGAACUACAGUGGUGUCACCCUGUGCGUCCACCCAGUAUAAACUCCCACUGUCCCGGGACACUCCUUGUAACCCCCCCCCCCCCCCACCACUGACCCCACGGAGCCCCCAGUAUCACCAACACCCUCCGGUACCUCCCCACCCCUCUUCCCCCUUCACCAUUCGGCCCUGGGGCCCGAUCCCCGGAGCCAGGACACCCCUGACUCUGGUCCCGGAGACGCUUCCUUUCUGCGCUGCCGCCAACGCUGUGAAACCCCGGGUUAGUCGGCCUGACGCUGCCGCCUCCCCGCGCCCACCCUGGACCGAAUGUACCCCCCGUGUCACUCUAUAAGGCUCGGGCUGUGCAGUCCUCAGCUCCCCCACCCCACCCUCUCUGUGCCCUCAGCAUCAGACCCACCCCGCCUGGGUCCGGGGGUCUCCGCUCACGGUGAGGCGAACGCUCCCACCUUCACUGUCAGUGAGGAGGGGAGAGCGGAUACAGCUCCCAAAUCCGGCCCGAGGACAGGGCUCCCCCGGAAACCCGCACACCUCUCCCCUACAUGUUGUCACAGGGGAGGUCAGAGCACAGUCCGAGCCCACGGCGACGGGGCUGAUGAAGGCGGGCUGGCCCGUGUCUGCCACAGCCGGCUACUGACGGACAGAUCAAGGUCCUGUCCACAGCUUCUCUCCCCAGAUAUUCACCCUGUUCCCACCAACGCAUCUCCAAAGCCCCACAUCCCGAGGGGGUGCGGGGUUUAACGCUGUGGUGCGGGAGGAGGGAGGAACACUCCGCAGACCCACACUGGAGAAGCGGGGACAGGCUGUAAGUCUGUCAGGCCGGGGACCACCUUCCCCGCCAGAGGGGGAUUCACUUGUUGUUUGUUUCCGCCGGAAUCUGAUCUCUGCCGCUUGCUCAGUCUGUAACCACGGAACAGCCACAAUCGGAUAUCCUGCAAGCUUUGCGAGUAAUUGGUGUGGUUGCUGGGUUUUGAUUAAAAUGCUUGCUUGGGACUGUGGGAACGAAGCUGGUUGUUCGUGUGCUCGGGAAUGUGCUGAAUAAACGUAUGAAAGGCUCAACGUCUGGUAACUGUUCCUCACACGCUGAUGCCGGUCAUGAACACCAUGGGGACGACCAGGCAUCGAGGCUGCAUCGUUGUUAUCCACAGUCAUCGAGGCAGAGAACAUGGAACAGUACAGCAGAGGCCCUUCGACCCGCCAUAAUUAAACUAAGAACACCCAACUGAACGAAUCCUUUCUGCCUGCACAUGGCCCCGACCCUUCCAUUCUCUGAAUGUUCAUGUGCCUAACAUCCUCAAACCCCUCCAUAGUAUCUGCCUCCACCCCCACCCCAGGUACCCACCGCUCUCUGUGUAAAAACCUGCCCCACACAUCUUCUUUGAACUUUCCCCCCUCACCUUAAAUACAUGUCACCGAAAACAGUUAUCAGGAUUUACAGAGGGUCCUUGAUCAGCUGGGUCAGUGGGCUGAGAAAUGGUAAAUGGAGUUUAAUUCAAAUAAGUGUGAGGUGUUGCAUUUUAGGAAGGCAAAUGAGGGUAGGACAUUCACAGUGAACGGUAGGGCCCCUGGGAGUGUUAUAGAACAGAGGGACCUAGGAGUACAGGUACAUGGUUCCAUGAGGGUGGUGUCACAGGUAGACAGGGUGGUGAAGAAGGUAUUUGGCUCGCUGGCCUUCACCAGUCAGGCACUGAGUACAGGAGUUGGGAUGUUAUGUUGCAGAUGUACAAGAGGUUGGUGAGGCUGCAGUUGGAAUAUUGUGUUUAGUUUUGGUCACCCUGCAAUAGCAAAGAUGCCAUUAAGCAGGAGAGCGUGCAGAGGAGAUUGAUGAGGAUGUUACAGGGACUCAGUGGACUGGGUUAUGGAGAGAGGGUGAGCAGGUUGGGACUUUAUUCAUUGGAGCGUAGGAGAACGAGGGGUGGUCUUAUAGAGGUACAUAGAAGAGUACAGCACAGUACGGGCCCUUCGGCCCACUAUGUUGUGCCGACCUAUGUAAACCAACUCCACAAUCAACCUAACCCACCUACACAGCCCAUAACCUUCCAUUUGUCUGACAUCCAUGUGCCUAUAUAAGAGUCUUUUAAAUGUCCCUGUUGUAUUAGCCUCUACCACCACCCUUGGCAGUGUGUUCCAGGAACCCAUCACUCUUUGUGUGUAUAUUAAGAAGAACCUACCUCUGACAUUGCCCCUAAACUUUCCUCCACUCACCUUAAAUUGAUAUCCUCUGGUAUUGGCCAUUGCUGCCCUGGGGAAAAGGUGCUGGCUGUUCACUAUCUAUGCUCCUCAUAAUCUUACACACGUCUGUCAAGUCACCUCUCAUCCUCCUCUCCAAAGAGAAAAGCCCCAGUUCACUCAACCUAUCCUCAUAAGACAUGCUCUCCAAUCCAGGCAGCAUCCUGGUAAAUCUCCUCUGCACCCUCUCUAAAGCUUCUACAUCCUUCCUAUAAUGAGGUGACCAGAACUGAACACAAUACCCCAAGUGUGGUCUAACCAGAGUUCUAUAGAGCUGCAACAUUACCUUGAAGCUCUUAAAUUCGAUCCCAUGACUAAAAUCAUGCAGGGCAUAGAUACACACAGCACAUAGUUUUUUCCCAAAGUUGGGAAUCAAGAACUAGAGGGCAUAGUUUAAGCUGCGAGGGGAGAGAUUUAAUAGGAACCUAAGGGACAACUUUUUCCCCAGAGAGAGGUCAGAAGAUCUCCCCUCAGUCUCCUGCACUCCAGGAAAUAAAGUCCUAACCUAUUGUGGGAGAAACGUGAAAGAAAAUUGAGAAUGUUCUCGAAUUUCUGCAGGAGGGGAGCUAGAGGGUAACCUUUUGUUCUGCUGAUAACUAAGGAUUUAGGUGAUGAAAUUUGCCUCAGGCUUCUGUGUCCUGUCUGUCACAUCCCAGCAGGAUGUGGCGAUAUAAUUGUACUCUGUUCCUUAAAAGUGCUAGACUGAAGCCAUGAUUGCUCACUUCUGCUAUUUGUGCUUGGAUGCUCUUAGUCACGUACGCUUGUAAGAUAAAUGAAGGUUGUAAUCUCUUGGUGGGGCAGAGCUGCAGAACUCCACUUUUAGGAGUCUGAGCUCUCCAUGAUAUCAUGCUACAAUAAAGAUUUAUGAAGCAGA